Hydractinia symbiolongicarpus is the source of this 2175-nucleotide messenger RNA. RefSeq lists its product as uncharacterized. Bases 493 to 1311 code for a protein of 272 amino acids. The transcript is spliced from 2 exons. The record is from RefSeq and is a predicted model, not a curated record. Lineage: Eukaryota; Metazoa; Cnidaria; Hydrozoa; Anthoathecata; Hydractiniidae.
AAUAUUUAACUGUUAUUUGUGUACUGCAGCAUUUGGCCGCAAAACAAAUAUAAAUUGCAAAUGUCGAACACGAGUUUGCCAACGCAAAACAGGAAAAUGUCAUUUUACGUAGGCAAUGUUCUGUCGUCAUGGAAUAAACUGAAACAGAAAGGCUGUUCUAUGUGAUAAUUAAAUAUAUUUUGAAGUGCUUGACUUAAUAAAAAGUCUGGUUUGAUAUUCAAACAUUAAUCUUUCUAAUUUUGUUUAAAAUUUUAACAUGUGAUAAAAAGUGUAUGAUUGUCAUUUUGUUUCGAAAUAAACUUUUUUGAAUUUUCAGAUGAGAAAAGAAGUUGUUUUAACAUUAACUUACCUCUACGGAAAUAUCAGGCACACUUGGAAAGAAUUGCAGAUUUUUUGCUCUAUGGUAAUGGUGUUUGGUGGCAUAGAGAAAAUGAUAUUAUCAUAUUUCAUGAUGGAAAAGAGGAUGAUGAUUUCAGAGUUGAAGGGCCUUUGAUGACAAAUUUCAAACAAGACAACCUGCAAUCAGUAGCAAAAGAUGUAGAAGCUUGUUGGAAGAAAUGCGUUGAUCGUGGUAUUGAAUUGCCAAUCACAAAGAUAAAUACUUUCGACGAAAAUGGAGAUUUAAUAGAAUGCAAGGCACUUGAAGAAACUGGCGUUACAAAUCCAAAAGCAAACAUAACAAGUAAUAUCAAACUGAUGGCUGAUGAUGAUAAUGCAGAAUAUGAUAAUGCGUAUAUAUCACAUGAUAAUAAUGAAGAGAUAGAAAUGGAGAUAGAUAUCACAUUAGAACAGCAACCUUCCUUAUUGGAUUUAGAAGUUGACCAAGCUGUUCAUUUUGAGAAAGAAACAUCAAACACAAUUACAUUGGAACAACAACCUUGCAUAGCUGACUCAGUUACUAAUCCUAAAAAAACUGCAGAAAAUAGUAAGUUGGAAAAGAUCUGUAGAGACAGACAGACGAAAGCUGACCAAAACCCAAUUCUUGAAUCAGGUGUAUGCAAGAACAUAAUGUAUGUUCUUGGCUAUUCAGAUAAAUUGAAGGACUUCGACCGUCAUCAUAUGUCAUAUAAGCUGACUAAAAGUGAACAUUCAAGAAAAAAAUGUAGAGCAUUUAUCAUUCAUUUUCGUGAAAAAGUGAUGGCUGUUCAGCAUGAAGCAGAAAAAGCUACGAAAGAUUGGGAAAAAGACUUCAUAGCAAAAAAUUUUAAGAUGCCGAAUACAGAAGAGCUUAAAUCAAAUAAAAUUUACAUGGAGAAAUAUAAAUUAAAUUACCACGCCAAAAAAAUUCUUGAACAAUGGACAAAUAUUUAGUUUUUCAGCAAAAGGAUCAAUAUGCGCUUUUAAAUUUUAAGAAGCAUAUUUUUCAACAAAUUAGCCAGAGCUAGCUAAAAUAAAAACAUUUGAUAUAUAUAUAUAUACAAAACUUUUUUUCUGAUACGUUUCGUAUGGGAAAUGUAUUUUUAUAUUAUUGUGGAUCAUCAUUUUGCACAAACGAAAAAACAAGAACAACACGAGAAGGAAAUUAAUACCUUUAAAAAGAUAUCAAAGUAUUUGUUGUUGCUUUGACGGGCUUAAUACGCAAUAAUCUUGUAUUGUGCAAAACUUAGAAGAAAUAGCUAGCUAGCUAACAGUCUUAAAAAGGUCCAUUUUUACAAUCCAUUAUGUGGGUUAUAUAUCUGCACCCUAAAUCAAGAGAAUACUAGCUAAACUGCUUUUCUAAUUAAGCUACUCUUUCGUACAGAGGUAGGAUUUGCACCCACAACUAUUUAGCUAAGUAAUCUGCAGUGAUCUAAGAACUACAUAAACAGUUUAAUUUCUUGACUAACUGUUUUUAUAUUGUAUAUAUCUAUCUAUGUAUAUAUCUAUGUAUAUAACAGCCAGAAAGGCUAUGUAUAGCUCUGACAGUUACAAAGUUUAGGUAAACACUUCCAGAAAUAUAUAGCUAGCUUUUGCUAUAGCUACUAUAUAUAUAAUUUUGACAGGUAGCUAUAGGCAAAUAGAAUAUAGAAAAUUUCAAAUAUAUAGAAUAAAUAAUAUUACAAACCUUGUUUUUACUGCGUGAUCACAAAUACCUUAACAGCCAAAUGUAUGGUACAACCAACCAUUUCUGUCAACACAAAAACACAAAAAUGGCGGCACCUUCUUGUCUUCUUCACAAACUUGAAACGACAAAAA